Messenger RNA from Mus caroli (Ryukyu mouse), 7117 nucleotides. It is a transcript of the gene Ralgps2, whose product is annotated as Ral GEF with PH domain and SH3 binding motif 2. Lineage: Eukaryota; Metazoa; Chordata; Mammalia; Rodentia; Muridae. Gene Ontology annotation, biological process: Ras protein signal transduction. The record is from RefSeq and is a predicted model, not a curated record. Gene Ontology annotation, cellular component: plasma membrane. Gene Ontology annotation, molecular function: guanyl-nucleotide exchange factor activity.
GACACGGAGGGGGCUCCCGCACCGCCGCGCUAGCUGCCCACAGCGCCCAGGAUUCCUUUGCUGUGUGGGCUUAGGCGGGCUCGUAAACACCGGGCUCGGGGAGGCGAUGGGGAGCUGACCUGGAAGGAAGCCCGGACCUGUGCGCUGCCGCCGCGCCUCCCCGCCCCCCUCGAAGCGCUUUUCCUGCCGCCGUGUGCGGUGUAGACGCAGGCGGGUUUCAGGGUGCGUGGGCGUGUUUGGGAAGAAGCUGCGAGCUGAUAGGAGGAAUGAUGUAUUUGUGGCCUUGGACAUGAAGUAAUCAGACCUCUGUUGCUGUUACUGUAGGCUCAGGGGCUGAUGAGGAAAGCAUGGACCUAAUGAACGGGCAGGCAAGCAAUGUUAAUAUCGCAGCCACUAUUUCCGAGAAGAGUAGCAGCUCUGAGUCACUAAGCGAGAAGGGAUCUGAAUUGAAGAAAAGCUUUGAUGCUGUGGUGUUUGAUGUUCUUAAGGUUACGCCAGAAGAAUACGCGGGUCAGAUAACACUAAUGGAUGUUCCAGUGUUUAAGGCUAUUCAGCCAGAUGAACUUUCAAGUUGUGGAUGGAAUAAAAAAGAAAAAUAUAGUUCAGCACCAAAUGCAGUUGCUUUCACAAGAAGAUUUAAUCACGUAAGCUUUUGGGUUGUAAGAGAAAUUCUCCAUGCUCAAACACUGAAAAUAAGAGCAGAAGUUUUGAGCCACUAUAUUAAGACUGCUAAGAAACUAUAUGAACUUAACAACCUCCACGCACUUAUGGCUGUGGUUUCUGGCUUACAGAGUGCGCCGAUUUUCAGGUUGACUAAGACGUGGGCGUUAUUAAGUCGAAAAGACAAAACUACCUUUGAAAAAUUAGAAUAUGUAAUGAGUAAAGAAGAUAACUACAAAAGACUCAGAGACUAUAUAAGCAGCUUAAAGAUGACUCCUUGCAUUCCCUAUUUAGGCAUCUAUCUGUCUGACUUGACCUACAUUGACUCUGCAUACCCGUCCACCGGCAGCAUUCUAGAAAAUGAGCAAAGAUCAAAUCUGAUGAACAACAUUCUUCGAAUAAUUUCUGAUUUGCAGCAGUCCUGUGAAUAUGAUAUUCCCAUGUUGCCUCAUGUCCAAAAAUACCUGAACUCUGUUCAGUAUAUAGAAGAACUACAAAAGUUUGUGGAAGACGAUAAUUACAAGCUCUCCUUAAAGAUAGAACCAGGAGCAAGUACUCCCCGCUCGGCUGCCUCCAGGGAGGACCUAGCAGGUCCUGACAUAGGCGCCUCGCCCCAGGGAGGGAGGAAGAGCAGUGCUGCUGCUGCCGCUGCUGCUGCCGCCGCCGCCGAGGGAGCCUUACUGCCACAGACGCCACCCUCCCCUCGGAACCUCAUUCCACACGGACACAGGAAGUGCCACAGCCUGGGUUACAAUUUCAUUCAUAAGAUGAACACAGCAGAAUUUAAGAGCGCAACGUUCCCAAACGCAGGGCCACGGCACCUGCUGGAUGAUAGUGUCAUGGAGCCCCACGCACCUUCUCGAGGCCAGGCUGAGAGCUCUACGCUUUCCAGUGGAAUAUCCAUAGGGAGCAGUGAUGGUUCUGAACUAAGCGAAGAGACCUCUUGGCCGGCUUUUGAAAGGAACAGAUUAUACCAUUCUCUCGGCCCGGUGACAAGAGUGCCGCGAAAUGGCUAUCGAAGCCACACGAAGGCCAGCAGCUCUGCGGAGUCGGAAGAUUUGGCGGUGCAUCUGUACCCCGGAGCUGUUACUAUUCAAGGUGUGCUCCGGAGGAAAACCUUGCUAAAAGAAGGCAAGAAACCCACAGUAGCAUCUUGGACAAAGUAUUGGGCAGCCUUGUGUGGAACACAGCUUUUUUACUAUGCCGCCAAAUCUCUGAAGGCUACAGAAAGAAAGCAUUUCAAAUCAACGUCAAAUAAGAAUGUGUCUGUGGUGGGCUGGAUGGUGAUGAUGGCUGACGAUCCAGAGCAUCCAGACCUCUUUCUGCUGACUGACUCCGAGAAAGGAAAUUCAUACAAGUUUCAAGCUGGCAGCAGGAUGAAUGCAAUGCUGUGGUUUAAACACUUGAGCGCGGCCUGCCAGAGUAACAAGCAACAGGUUCCUACAAACUUGAUGACUUUUGAGUAAACUCCUGAGACAGAAGAGGAGUGCUAUUGUUCCCGUGUGGAACCGGGACCUGCCGAGAGCCCCAGCCGCACCAUCCCGUGCCAGGAAGAGCCCCCAGGCUCCAGCCCAGCCUCCGGAGCUCAGAACCAAAAGCACUAAUUUCAGGGAAUGAAGUGAGAUGUUCCCAGAGAAAAACGAUGGAGUUGCAAAGCAAACUGCCAUGAACUGCGCUUCUUCUCUCCGAACUGACCUGUGGAAACCACUGCCUUAACAGAGUGCGAGGAGAGCCGACACCAAAUAGUGUGUGUGCGUCUUCUGGCGGUGCUGUGCUUGGAAUAAAUUGUAGCUAAUUUGCAUUUCUUUUAACUUUGUACUAAUUUUGGAGGGGAAACCAUCUUUUUUAGAUACACUUUAAAACGGAAAAACAUUUCUUAUGGAUUCCAUCAGGAGCUGUUUUAGGUGCAAUGAGAAAUCCCCUGCAGGUUCUGUUCAGCCUCUGCCAGUGGCUGCCUCACAUUCCCACAGCAAGACCUGGGAGGGACCUGCUGUGGAAGCUGUGGGUAGAUAGCUAAGGAGGGCGUGCCUCGCUUUGGUUGAGGGAUCCAUUUAAACACUACCGUUUGGAAUUGAGUGCUAGAAGGGGAACAUGAUUUCCUGCAGGAGGGACAAAGGCUGAGUGUUCACGUGCCAGCAGGCUCCAGAACACACCGGGGUUAAAGUUUAACUUUCUGUAUGAAUUCAUUGUUGGGCCCAAAUCCGCAUAGGAGCAUGGUGAUCCCAAGCUCGGGUUUCUGUAGCCUUUUCUCAAGUCAAGUGGAUUAUCCAGCCACGGGUGUCGCAGGGAAGACCCUGGUGUUUCUCGUGGUGUUGCCCCUUGCAGUGUUUAAUGUGCAGUAUGCCAGACUUAUUUUUUAUUGAGUUUUUUUUUGUUGUUCAGUAUGAGGUUCAAAAGCAUACUUGUUUAAAAGGUUCUUCAUGUAUAUGUAUGUAUUUUAUUGUAAGACAAAGCAAUUUUAAGAAGAAUAAAGGCAAAGUUUGCAGUUCUAGGAAUUAGAAAUAUAAAAGCUUUUCUUGUAUGACUUCACAAGAUAUACCAGAGCAUUGUAUUCAGAAAGUUACUGUCGGUCCCCAGGGUGAGAACCAUGUUUGUUAGUAGCUGACCAAGCAUUGGAGAGAGCUCUCCUAGGCAAUAACACAUUUAAUUUUUAAAACGAAUGUUGGACUUGACAUAGCUUAGAAUUUUAACCAAAAAUAACGCUUGACUGUUGCGGGGUCCCCACUUUUACAGUGGCUCCGUGUGCAAAGGCCUUGACUGACAGACACCUCCUAGCAAACUGCUCUUUGGGUCUCGUGUAAAAUGUCUCACAUUGUGUCCUUCAAGAAUUGUAUACUUUAUUAGAAGUAUUUUAUCACCAAGCCCAUUGAGCUUAACUAGAAAAUACUGUCUAUACAGUAAUUACAGUAAUUAGCUAAAAAAAGGAAAUUAGUCCAAGAGAAAAUGAAGAGCCUUUUCUGAGUGUUUCUAAUUUGAAUAAUUCAAAUAUGUCCUGUGACAGAAAUACCUUAUUUGGGACUUCCUUGACAAGCAGGGAAAGGCACAUAUUGCCGUUAGAGAAUGAUUUUUCAGAUAACAGUCUAAGCGAACCCGUGUUGUGUUGAGUAUAUGCAGACAGAUCUGCAGUGGCCAGCGGGGCUACAGCGCAGGCUUUCCCCGUGUGUCUUACUUUUAUCUUGCCUUUUUUUUUUUUUUUUUUUUUUUAAGCAAUCCCUUAGUUUGUUUUGCUCCAGAACAAUGUUUUAAGUCGUAUGCAUACUGUUUUUGAGAUACUGUGAAUGAGAACCCUGUGGCUGUUGUAUUACUUCUUUGUCAUGAAUAUGCUAAAGCCGUUACAAUGUAGGUGAAUCAGGUCUGGGGAGAUGGGCAGCUUGCAGAAGCCAGCCUCACAGUUUUGCCAAAGAGAAAGGGCUGGGAUGGGAGUUGUAUUUGGUGCACCCAGCUCUGGACACGUAUGGGUGUGUGGAGGGAGAACCAUAUUUAGAUUUGAUCAGCCAGGUCCUAUUAGCACCAUGGCUCCUGGCUGAAAGUAAAACUAUUUUUCUACCUUGAGAUGGCUCUAAAGGUCGGUCAUUGCUUUUUAGGAUGAUUUUAGAAACCGGGAGAGAUGCAUCAGAGUAGGUGGGUUGUUUUUUAUCUGUAAUUCACCAAAUGGUAUCAGAUUAUAAUUGAAGCAAAGAAAACAUUGCCAAACUCUAUUAAAUCUUUGAGUAUUUUACUUACUGGAGAAUGAAUCCUAUCACGCUUCCCCUCAGGUGUAAAUUAGUUCUCACCAGCUCAUUUCCCACAGACAGUAAAGCUCGUUUGUUUCUCUCAUAGCCAAGGAGAACUCUUUUAGAAACUCGAUUAAAAUUUAAACUUUACAAGCAGACCGACUGGGAUAUUGUUUGGUCUGGUGUGAUAGUGUGUAGUACUAGCCAUCUCUCAUCUAACAACUGAUUCAAACAGAGAGGCUUAUUUUUCAGAAGUCUGUUUUUAAAGUGUACCUGUAACAAUGACUGCAUAAUGCCCCAAGCACCAUUUUGGGCUUCAUGUGCUUGCUUUUCAGAAUAUUUCAAUAUGCUGGCUAAACUGUAAGGAUCAGAAGAAUUGAUGGGAUACAGCUUUCUGUUUGGUUUCGUUCAGUGUAUAUUUGUGUAAACAGUUCAGAAAGGAUCUACCUUGCGAUUGUGUUUUUCCCUCUUUGUAGGCCUAUGUUCCCGUAGCAGUUAUUUUUCUGUGUCAACCGGACCAUCCACCAUUGUGCCACCUUCUGCACAGGCUCUUGAUCCUGACGUUGAGUCAUACUGUUCAUAACUGCAGAGUUUGACUUAUUAGAAGCCCAACAAGAACAUUGUUAUCCCGGAGGAAUGAGCCAUGCUUAGCCAGCCCCUCCAUGGUUGGAGCAAGGAUGAACACAGCCUCGUCAGUCUCUGGGGCUGCAUUACCUCUCCAAUGACCUCAGCAGAAAGCCUUCUGAGGUUAAAUCUGUAAAUUACAUGCCUUUAAAACUGAGGCAGUCUAUUGAUUGGAAAUCAGUACUAAUCGAUUUAUUAACUCAUUGGCCUUUAAGAGAACACACCCUUCCUGUUUAUUGAGGCACAUUCCUUUCUAGCUGGAUUUCAAGCCAUCAUGCAAACCUUCUGCAAACAAGAGUUACUGGCAUUGCUUACUGGAAGAUUGGCUUUAGUCAGAAGGAAUCCUCUGCCCACAAUGCUUUUGAAAGACUUGGAUCCUUUUGAAAUGGAUGCUGAGCUGCACUGUGCGGGGCAACAUCAGUGAGGACCACUGCUGCUUGAGGGGUGACAGCUAGCAGUGGUUGGGGUGUGUCUGACAAGCCUCCUUUUAGGGCUUGCAUUCAUUUUCUUUUAUAUUAUUUCUUAGAAACAUAGUACCAUCCUGGUUUUAUAGCUGUGGGGUUAUUGCUUCUUCAAGCCUCUGAGGUACAAGAAUUGCUAUUAAAUAGUAUUGAUGAUAAAUUGCCUAUGAACCACUUCAAAAUGACUUAAGUACCUUUUGGAUUUGCUUCUCAAAAAUGGCUUGUGUCUAAAUUCCAGUUUGAGAAUCUUCUGAAGAGAUGUAUACUCACCAGCUCUUCAGCCCAGUGAAAGCAAUUUCUUUUUCCCUAUCUCCAGCCAUAGUUUGGGGAAAUUGGGUCAGUGUCUUAGCGGUCUGAAGGUCAGUGUUAGGGCAUUGAGGAUGACUGGGACCACCUGCCCACCUAACCCCCUGACUUGAGGGCCGUGCUUGUCCCUCUCCCCACCCACUAAAUCUGGCAGUCGUAAAAUAGGAGACUACAGACAUUUGGAUGCUUGCAGGCCUCUGAUCUUAGAUCUUAGUUCUUUUUCAGAUAAGCCUCCCCCACCCUGUUGCUCUCAUGUCCAGGUAGGUGAGAAAUAGAGCCACUCAAGUCAGCCUUUUGAUGAGCACUCUUAAUGUUGGCUUUGAAGAACCUCCCUCGAGCUGAGUAUAUAUAUUUGUGUUGUUUUGAGCUUAGGUUUAAUGAUGAGGCCUGUUGGGGAAAUCCGAAAGGAGUAAGAUGCACACAGAAGGAGUUGUUGAGAUGUCACUAAAGUCCUGUGAUGGCAGUCUGUUGAGCCAGAAAUGGAACUUAUUUCAGUUUCCUACUUGAGACAGAAUGAACAAGCAGUCCCUUCUCCGGCUUGUUACUGCUGACUUGAAAAAUCUUUAUUAGUAGUAGGGAAGGAGCGGCACUAAUAAUAAAUCAGAGGGAAGACUCAGCCAGGGCGGAGUUUGGAAACAUCUUGCUUAAGACCUUGGAAGUCUGGGAGAUACCGUCAUCUGAGUAGGAACACUGUUUUCAGGGUCCUUAGAGAAUAGAUAGACACACACAGACACAAGGGAAGGGCUAGCUGUUCAUUGGGGGUUUCAGACGGUUGGUCUGCAAAAUAGAGUUACAGGUGUCCAUAGAGCGCUUGAGGGUAGAAGACAGAAAAUGCCAAAUAUCAGCAGGAUAUUUCAGAUGUAUAUGCCAAGUAAAAAAUGUCACGUCCCUGAAGAUGUCACCUGAACUACUCAAUAGGAUUCCAAGAAGUACUAAUUUAACAGGUGUGACUAAGGUAGCUGAUGGGACACAGAAGUGUUUCUCAAGUGUCUCUGCACCUUGGCUGUUGACGCUCGUUCUUUGACAGCCUACUGAAGGACCUAGAAGAAAGAACUCAAACAUCUGUAGAGAUAAUUACCCAAAGCUAAUAAUCUAUACAAAACAAAAACAAACAAACCCACAAGCCAUUUUCAUUCUGUGUUCCAGUUAACUUGAGGUACUUAAUGAUGAAGCAUUCGCUUGCACUGUGACCUCCUUGAGUGAUGUGCAACUUGGCUCCUCUCUGCUUUUGUUUCAUUUUAAUAUGCAGAAGUGAGUGUGUGAUCUUCAGUGUGUUUGCAUAAGCUAACCUAAAAUGAAUUUAACAACAGUUUUCUGAAAUAUUUCUAUCGAAAUAAAUGACUUAAAAGUAAA